This is a messenger RNA of Bactrocera oleae (olive fruit fly), 1769 nucleotides long. Its product is annotated as monocarboxylate transporter 9. Lineage: Eukaryota; Metazoa; Arthropoda; Insecta; Diptera; Tephritidae. Gene Ontology annotation, molecular function: monocarboxylic acid transmembrane transporter activity. Gene Ontology annotation, cellular component: membrane. Gene Ontology annotation, biological process: transmembrane transport. The record is from RefSeq and is a predicted model, not a curated record.
CCGUUACGCAUCUUACAAUAGAUACUUAUCUUAUCACUUGGUUGAAUUCUAUUUACGUGAUAAAAAUAUGGUAGUCUGAGUGUAUGAAGACACUGAGAAUGCUACCGAAGAUCAGUCAAGACUUCGCAAUUAGAGUGUGAGGUUGUGAAAUGAAGACGCAAACGCGACUAGUGGCGCCAGAUGGCGGCUGGGGAGUUUUCGUGUGCAUUGGAAUGGCGUUACCUUUUAUCAGUGGUUUAGCUGCAUUGCCCUCGUUUGGACUUAUCUUUGGUGACUUUCUGCAUAGUAUCGGUGCUGAAACCAGCGCUGUGGCCUUCAUCACCAGUGCCUUCUUUUGUGCCUUCAGCUUUGCGGGUCUCUUUUCAGGAUUGCUGUUCAACCGAUACGGUCUACGUGCUGUCGGUUUGCUAGGCGGCGGUUUGUACUUUUCUGGCUCGCUCUUACAGAUAUUCGUGCGUUCCACGUGGGAGCUGCUGUUCGCCUUCAGCGUUAUUCAGGGCUCUGGUUUCGGUCUCAUUGUGCCCACAUCGUAUACGACCUUCAACAACUACUUCGUUGAGAAGCGGGUGAUGUGGAUGAGUUUUGCACAGUCGCUUAUCGGCGUUGGCACUAUGUUCUAUCCGGUUGGCAUGCAAAAAUUAAUGGAGUUCUACGGAUUUCGUGGUUGUUUGCUAGUUUUGGCAGCAAUUAACUCCCACGCUAUCCUGGGAAUGUUGCUAAUGCAGCCCGUAGAAUGGCAUAUGCGGAAGGUUACCGUACACAUCGAGCAGAUUUUUACAAGUAUCUGCAAUGAAGAUGUAAAGAAUUUGGGAAGUGAAGAUUACACUCUGACUCUAGACAGAAACGUAAAUAAUAAUCAAUAUAAGAAAUAUAAUGAACGAGCUACGCCCGUUAUGGAAUCCAACAAUUUGUCGCCGCUAAUACAUGGCAAACCACGCUCGUUAGCUGCAAGUAUAACGAGAGAGGAUGUGAAAAAGAUCUCAAGCCGCGCGUCAAGCAUAACAAGCCUUGGUAAUUGGACCGGUCCAAUUGUUGUGCGCGACGCUUCACCGGAAAUGACGCCGUUUCAAUCAAUGCUUGCGGUUAAUACAGUUGAAGAAGAGCGCAGCUGCUGGCAAAUUCUAGUGAACUUCUUGGAUCUAAAGUUGCUAAAGAAACCUAUUUACCUUAACAUUGUAUUGGGUAUUUCAUUUGCGCUCUACUCUGAUAUUGCGUUUUUCACGCUGCAGCCGCUAUACCUCUUUGAGUUGGGUUUCACAAAGCCGGAUACUGCUAGCAUUAUCGCCAUCGGGGCCGCUGCUGAUUUAGCUUCACGUAUAUUUUUAGCAUUCUCCGCCAUAUUCAUUCAAAUGCCAUCCCGUUACAUAUAUCUGGCCGGUUCCUUCUUUACAGUCAUAGCGCGCUUUGCAUUUUUAAAUGUAUUCAGCUACGCGGACAUGGUCUGCACUACAGCUGCAAUGGGAUUUUUACGUACUUGGAUUCAUGUGCCACUGCCUCUUGUCUUCGCCGAGUACUUGCCAAAGGAGAGAUUCGCAACUGGUUAUGGCUUGUUCAUGUUCCUGCAAGGCAAUAUAAUGUUCGCCGUUGGUCCUCUGGUGGGCUAUUUGCGCGACCUAACACAAGACUACAUUGUGACCUUUCAUUGUCUGAACUUCUUUAUGGCGCUUUGUGCAGUGCCGUGGCUUAUAGAGAUAGUUUGUGUUAAAUUUAGGAGAAAAAACAAUUUUAACAUUGAAAAAUAAACAAGUUACAAAUUUUGAGGUUUUAAA